Molecule: messenger RNA, 1708 nt
Organism: Cicer arietinum (chickpea)
Lineage: Eukaryota; Viridiplantae; Streptophyta; Magnoliopsida; Fabales; Fabaceae
Gene: ARF23
Product: auxin response factor 23
Biological process (GO): response to hormone; regulation of DNA-templated transcription
Cellular component (GO): nucleus
Molecular function (GO): DNA binding
Source: RefSeq, a predicted model, not a curated record
CUUUUUUUCCUCACUUUUGUAUGUGUUUCUGUUCUUUUUAUUUUUUAUUAUAAUUUUUUUGGAAGAAAGUUUUCUAAAAAGAAACAAAUUUAAUAAAAAAAAUAAAAAUAAAAAGAACGGAAACACAUCAAAAAAUAAGAAAAAUAUAUUUUUGUUUUUAUUGGAAAUUGUUUCUGUUCUCUCUCUAUAUUACAUCAUUUUGGUUUCUGCGCCUUCAUUCGGAACCAUUGAUCGAGGACAAAGAGAAAGAUGAAUGGUGCAAGCGACGGGGUGUAUGGAUCAACAUCUGGAUUGAAAGAUAAUCUGUUUAUUGAACUUUGGCAUGCAUGUGCUGGAUCCAUUUAUAUCCCCAAACUUUGGGACAAGGUUUUCUACUUCCCUCAAGGACACUUAGAGCAGAUUGCUAUACUUACUCGAGAUCAACAAGAUGGUCACUACAAGGAAACUCCUCUACAGAUCAUGCCUUCUAAGAUCUUGUGUAUAGUUAUCGGUGUUCAAUUAAAGGUGGAGGAUAACACAGAUGAAGUUUUUGCACUAAUUACUUUAUUUCCAUUGGGUGAGCCACAAGAACUUGUCUUAGAGGAUAAUCAAGCAAUUCAAAAUCCUAGCGAAUUAUACUCUUUUAGCAAGAUACUCACUUCAAUGGAAACAAGUAAACAUGGUGCAUUUUCUAUUCCAAUGCAACAUGCUGAGAAGUGCUUCCACCCACUGGAUAUGACUCUUCAACCACCAACACAAGAUUUAGUGGCGAAGGACAUGCAUGGAAUUGAGUGGAAUUUUCGACAUAUAUUUCACAGCCAUCCGAGAGAACAUUUGCUUACUAGUGGUUGGAACAUGUUUGUGAAUUCCAAAAAGCUUCUUCCUGGAGAUUCAUGCAUUUUUGUCAGUGAAGAGAAUGGUGAAAUUGGUAUUGGAAUUCGUCGAGGGAUGAAUCAACAGAGCAAUAUCUCCACAACAUUGUCUCAACUAUCAACUCAAACCAUGCCAUUUCAAUCAUUACUUACUGCUGCUCAUGCUGUUACUACAAACACUAUGUUCCUUGUCAAGUACCAUCCUUGGACUAGUCCUUUCGAAUUUAUGGUUCCUCUAAAUACUUAUAUUGAGUCAACUCAAAAAGACUACUCAAUUGGAACGAGGGUACACAUGAUCUUUGAUGCUGAAGGAAGUGCAAGAAGGUAUGGUACAAUAGUUGGUAAUGAAGAUAUUGAUCCCAUUGUGUGGCCUGGUUCAGAAUGGAGAUGUAUCAAGGUGCAAUGGGAUUCCAUGCUAAAUCCUUGUACUUAUCCUGAAAGAGUUUGUCCAUGGUGGAUUGAACCACUGGGAUCUUCAAAUUUAAAGGGCUAUCCUAAUCUCCCUUUACAAAACAAGGAACAUGUGCAAAACCCACUUGGGUUAAAUGGCUUUGCUAAUGAUGAUAUGGCUGGGAGUUCAUUCAAACGUGAAUAUCACAAAGUGGAUAUGGACUUACAAGGUUAUCGUUACAAAACUGGAAAUGAUGAAAAAUCAAAAAUAUUUAUUUUUGCAUUUUUUAUCUUUCUUUGCCUUUUUAUAUUUUUUAUUUUUAUCUUUCGCCCCCGUAUGUAAUUCUAUAUUUUAAAAGACAACCCCAAAUACUUUGUCAACUAUUUUUAGUUGUUUUUCUACAAUAAACAAAUAAACUAAUGAAUAAGUAGAAAAAAUGAAUGAUUAAAGUUUUUUCCAUAUUUUA